Hydatigera taeniaeformis is the source of this 633-nucleotide messenger RNA. Lineage: Eukaryota; Metazoa; Platyhelminthes; Cestoda; Cyclophyllidea; Taeniidae. The record is from the annotation of a GenBank genome assembly.
AUGAAAAAAAGAGGUCGAACACACGUCUUUUGGCGCGUAGUAACCAACCCCAUUUGGCUUGGUGUGACAGCCACCACGGUGACCGAGAACACCAUCGUCUCGGCCUACCUCACCUACGCCGCCAAGUACCUACAGGCCCAGUUUCGCACACCUGCUCAUCUCGCCAGCAUUCAUACAGUCCCUUCGCCUCCCUCCACACCACCACCACCACCACCACCACCACCACCACCUCUCCCUUCCAAUCAUUCAUCGUACCCACCUUCCGCCUUUCUUCUAAUAACAACCAUCUCCUCACGCCACACUGCUCCGCCCACCACCGCACUUUAUUCACUCUCUCAACAGCAUUACCGACGAGACAAAGUCGCUGGUCGAUGUUGCCACAACUAUCGAACCUUCCUACGAUUAUUUACUUCGCAAGGCGGUUGUGCCGUGGUCGUGCCUAGUGCUGUUUUGGGCGUCCUAACAGGUGCCCUUUUGAUGCGUCACUUUCGUCCCUCCAUCACACGCACUCUCCUCUCCUCUCUGGUGCCCCUAUUCGCAACUUUGGCGACUGUGCUCGUACUUAUGCUGGGACUCAACUGUUCGGCCAAUCAAAUGGCCGGAGUGACUGCCACGUACGAUGGAAUUUCGUGA